CACGCCCAUCAGACCCUGGGGAAAAUUAGAGAAGGUUAAGAGAGCCAUUGAGGCAGCGGGUCACUAUAUGCACCACCAACAGUUCUGGUCAUACCUCGCCUUGCAACACAUUACAGCUGAACUACUCCUUGUCGUAAACGGUUAAAGUGAAAGAUGUGUAUGCUGCUGUGGACGCUGGUGGUAGUGGGUGUUAGCAGCGAGGGACUGAUGGUGGCAGCAGAUGACACCACUGCCAAUGCUAAUUUUCCUGAGCUCUUCUGGGCAGGACUUGGCUUCCAAAACCGAAACUGUCGUGAACUGCAAGAGCAUGGUCACAAGACCAGUGGAAUAUACACCAUCUAUCCACAUGACUGCUGCCCCAAACGUCCUGUCCGUGUCUACUGUGAUAUGGACACUAAUAAAGGAGGAUGGACUGUUAUCCAGCGUCGCGAAGAUAUUCUGCCAAAGGAAGACUUUUACCGCACCUGGAUGGAGUAUGCUUUAGGCUUUGGUAAUCUCUCCGGCGAGUUCUGGCUUGGCCUUGAACAUAUCCAUGCCCUCACUGAUCAAACUCUCAACCAGAUACGAUUUGAAUUAACGGAUUUCGACAACAGCACCCGGUGGGCACAGUACCAAUUCUUUUAUGUCCAUGACAGGAGCUCCUUAUUCAAGGUAGAAGUUAAUGGUUACACUGGAGAUGCUGGUGAUGGCUUCAGUAACGUCAACGAUCUGAAGUUCUCUGCGAAGAAUUACGAUCUAGACACUUCUCCAGAAAACUGUGCUGUAUUGUAUCUUGGUGGUUGGUGGUAUGGAAAAUGCCAUUCAUCCAACCUGAAUGGUAAGUACCAUAAUGGUGCCCAUGACUCUUAUGCUGAUGGUGUCAACUGGCAACCUUUCCGUGGUUAUCACUACUCUCUCAAGAGGACAGAGAUGAAGAUCAGACCAGCGUACUGACACCUAACUCACUACAGCAAACCCCGGGUUGCUACUGAGACCUACCUCACUACACCAAACCCCGGGUUAUUACUGAGACCUAACUCACUACAGCAAACCCCGGGUUGCUACUGAGACCUAACUCACUACAGCAAACCCCGGGUUACUACUGAGACAUAACUCACUACUGCAAACCCAGGGUUAUUACUGAGACUUAACUCACUACAGCAAACCCCGGGUUAUAACUGACACCUAACUCGCUACAGCAAAACCAGGGUUAUUACUAAGACCUAACUCACUACAUCAAACCCCGGGUUACUACUGAGACCUAACUUACUACAACGAACCCAGGGUUAUUACUGAGACCUAACUCACUACAGCAAACCCAUAGUUAUAACU
Molecule: messenger RNA, 1311 nt
Organism: Cherax quadricarinatus
Lineage: Eukaryota; Metazoa; Arthropoda; Malacostraca; Decapoda; Parastacidae
Product: techylectin-5A
Source: RefSeq, a predicted model, not a curated record